UGAACAAAUUUAGGAGAUCUGCACUUAUCAGCGUGUAAACUUCCAAAACUAUUCGCUCAGCUUUGCCACAGUAACCGCCCCUUUCCUUUCCUUUCCUUUCCUUUCCUACAAAGUAGCCUCCUCGAAGUGUGUUCAUUUUGAUAACACAUAUCAUAUCUGACAGGCUGUAACAGAAUUGUUAUUUUAUAAGUCGGUUUCGGCCAGUUUGGAAGUAGGCUAUGCCUCUACAAGUUGUCGUGCAAGGUCCUGGACCUUGGGGAUUCCGUCUAGUUGGUGGGAAAGAUUUUGAACAACCCUUGACUAUCUCGCGGGUCACUAAUGGCAGUAGGGCUGCACAGGCCAAUCUGUGUAUCGGGGAUCAGAUCCUGGCCAUAGAUGGAGAGCCCACUGAGAACAUGUCUCACCUGCAGGCACAGAACAAGGUCAAGGGCUGCUUAGAGGAAAUAGUCCUUUCUAUUGACAGAUCUGAAUCUAAAAUGUGGUCACCGCUCUCUUCUGAGGAAGGAAAGACCAACUCUUACAAGAUGAAUCUUGCAUCUAAGCCGCAGGAGGUGAAACACAUAGGUUCCGCCCACAACAGGAGCGCCCUGCCAUUCGCUGGGUUCGGCCCCAAGGUGGUAACCAAUCAGUACAACAACCCUGCCGGUCUGUACUCCUCAGAGAAUAUCAAGGACUUCAACGCGACUGUGGAUGGCGUGAAAACCAUCGGCACUGCUGCUAAUGAGCCCAGCACCGUCUCAGAUCCGUCCGGUAUUCUACCACCAAUAGUGGCAGACUCUGAGGUCUACAAAAUGCUGAAGGAAAACCAAGAGGCUGAUGAGCCUCCUCGACAGUCAGCUUCAUUCAAAGUGCUGCAGGAUAUUCUGGAGUCAGAUCCUGAUAAGACCUCUGGUUUUAAGAGUGUGAAAGCGCCUGCCACAAAAAUUGUUUCAACAGUGAGACAUGCAGACAAGUUACCAAUCUGUGAAAAAUGUGGAUCAGGGAUUGUGGGGGUGGUAGUCAAGUUACAGGACAAGUUCCGUCACCCCGAGUGCUACGCCUGCUCAGAUUGCGACCUCAACCUGAAACAGAAGGGACAUUUUUUCGUGGAGGACCAGAUCUACUGUGAGAAACACGCACGUGAGCGAGUGACUCCACCCGAAGGCUAUGAUGUGGUCACUGUCUUUCCCAAGUAGAGCUGCUCAUUGAACACUGCCUCAAACUGCACAUGACCUAUUAGUGUCUCCAAGAUGCCAUGAAAACCAUCCCAAGACAUUCCAGCAUUUUAAAGAUGGCGCAUUUAAGCAUUAAGGCACGAGGGGGUGUGGUAUAUGGCCAAUAUACCAUGGCUAAGAGCUGGUCUUGGGCACGACGCAACACGGCCAUAUUGGACAUAUACCACAUACCUUCGUGCCUUAUUGCUAUUAUAAACGGGUUACCAAUGUAAUUAGAGCAGUAAAAAUACAUCUUUGUCAUAUCCGUGGUAUACGGUCUGAUAUACCACGGCUGUCAGCCAAUCAGCAUUCAUGGCUCAAACCACGUAGACUGUAAAAUGCUAUAUUGUAAAAUGCUGUUUUUUUAUUAUGCCUGGACACUUACUUCCAGCCAUGCAAUGUUAAUGACGUUUGCUAUUUGUCAAAUAAUAAUUUGCACAUGUUAUACAUUUAGUAACCAAAAAUAUGAAUUGGUGUGGCAUACGUUGUUUAGUAUGAAUUCAAGGAAUCCAAAACAUUUGCAAUUUAAUCAGUGGGUUAAUACAGUAGAUUUUCUCAAACAGGUUGUGACCAAGGAUAUUUCAAGGAACAUACAGUAGCUACAGACUGUUCUUGGAUUUGAUUCAUUCAUAGUGGUUUGAUCCAGGCUUCUGGUAGCUGUUCUUCUGGGUGGAUUUUCUGAAUCAUAAACAAAACUGUUAAUGUUUUGAGCGCCAUCUUUUCAUAGCGGAAAUGCUGCAUUGGUCUUCCAAAUUACUUUGCACCUAUCAAUGUAAUGUUAUUAUGACUGAAUAAAUAUUUUUUCUCAA
Molecule: messenger RNA, 2002 nt
Organism: Oncorhynchus gorbuscha (pink salmon)
Lineage: Eukaryota; Metazoa; Chordata; Actinopteri; Salmoniformes; Salmonidae
Product: PDZ and LIM domain protein 1-like
Exons: 7
Coding region: 219-1175 (318 amino acids)
Biological process (GO): heart development; actin cytoskeleton organization; muscle structure development
Cellular component (GO): filamentous actin; Z disc; adherens junction
Molecular function (GO): actin binding; muscle alpha-actinin binding
Source: RefSeq, a predicted model, not a curated record